AUGGAAUCUCCUUUCGGCUCAUACAUCGGUACAAACUACGCUCCCAGCGCUGGAGAGCUGUGCCAGAUCUUUCACUUCCUCAAGGACCCCCUCGAUCGCUUGAGUUCGCUCGACAGGGAGAUCGCACACGUAGCCGCCACGCUCAGCCAUCUCCAAUCAGAGCGACACGUUCUCCAGCAAUUCGUUGCCGCGCACCAGGCGCUAACGCACCCCAUCCGCCGAAUCCCCCUUGAAAUCCUGCUUGACAUCUUUGCCGCGUGCCUGCCCACGCACCGAAACCCAGUUAUGAGCACCGCCGACGCACCGCUCCUCCUCGGCAGAGUGUGCAGCUCCUGGCGGCAGAUCUCUACAACCACACCGACGCUGUGGUCCCGCCUCCAUAUUGUCGAGCCUGGGUUGCCGUGCCAAAGUCUUGAGGCUGCCUCGGUCGACCACGGCACAGCGAAUGAUGCAGAGAGCGCUCGCUCUGAGUUUGAAGCGCGGAUGAGGCUCAGGGUGGACGCAGUGAAGCUUUGGCUGCGCAGGUCGGGCGAGGCGCCGUUGUCGUUGUCCCUCCUCUGCAACACGGAUCUGCGUUCGGAUGGUGAAAGCGCGAUACUGGAAGUGCUGCUCGCCGUGCGCCAUCGGUGGGAACGGAUAGAGUUGGCUGGCCACUUGUCGAUGCGUCAACUGCAGGAGGACUGGGGCUCUGAUGACGUCGGUCAACUACAGAGUCUGCGGCUGACCAUCGACAGGGCGCCUGUGUCUAAUCGCAUUUCUCAGUGGGGAAAGUUGAAUCUCCUCCGAGCACCUCAACUCCGAGAGUUGCAUGUUGUCGGGGACACCGUCUGGCUAUUUCCGCUCAGGCUGCCUUUGAAGUGGGAUGAGCUCAUUGAGCUCAAUUUGGAGGUCUCAGUCACCGCAAAUAUCUCCAGCGCUGUACUGCAGGACAUCCUCAAAUUAUGCCCCAGGCUUAAAACCCUACGUUCUUGGGCAUGGGAUGGGAACCCACGGCUGGAAUCUGGCGGUAUCAUCACACACCACGCUCUAGAGACGCUGGAUCUCCAUUAUACCAGAGGUCUAAGGCUUAUAAUUUUCCGGGUACACUGA
Messenger RNA from Mycena citricolor, 1089 nucleotides. The record is from the annotation of a GenBank genome assembly. NCBI's taxonomy places the organism in Eukaryota, Fungi, Basidiomycota, Agaricomycetes, Agaricales, Mycenaceae.